UCAAACCCAUUUCGUCUCUCCUCAUGUGUGUCAGCUGUGUUUUUAACCUGGUUUAAUCACGGCAUGUAGGAGAGCCUGUGCACGGAGUAGCUUCUAGUUCUGUUAGCAGUAACCACUUUGUUAAAGUCUUCAAAGUCAUCGAGUCUUCAUGAAAAGCGCAAAACUGUGGGACAGAGUUGUCGGUUGUUUGUUGCCGCCUCAGAGGAUUAGCAUUCGCCGAAGAAAUGAAAGUGAAGGAAAUCUUCGUAUCUGCUCCAGGGAAGGCGAUUCUCCACGGAGAGCAUGCAGUUGUACACGGAAAGGUGGCUCUUGCGGUUAGUUUGAACCUGAGAACAUAUUUGUGGUUGAAAGCCACCACUACUGGCAAAGUUUGUCUCAACCUCCCAAAUAUUGACUUAUUCCUCUGCUGGGACUUGUCUGAACUGAGGCAGUUUCUUCCUUCUUCCUGUGGUAACAGAGAGGAGGUGAAACCUUUGGAUGCUGAACUUGUGAGGAGACUGCGUGAAUUUGUUGGUGCAGCCAAUGGAAAUUUGGAUACUUGCAACAUGGCCACCUUAGCCUUCCUCUACAUCUACGUCUCGUUGUUUAGAUCAAGUGAGCUGCCCAGUGUGACAGUGACUGUGUGGUCGGAGCUGCCGACCGGAGCAGGACUGGGGUCAAGUGCUGCCUACUCUGUGUGUUUAGCUGCAGCCCUGCUCUGUGCGAGUGGAGUCAUUCCCCCUCCUCUCAAAGAGUGGGAUCACACCGCCAGGUGGUGUCAGGAGGACCUGGAGAUAAUCAACAGCUGGGCUUUCCAAGGAGAGAUGAUCAUCCACGGUAAUCCCUCAGGAGUGGACAAUGCUGUAGGAACAUGGGGUGGCAUGCUGAGAUUCUUGGCCGGGAAGAUAAUACCACUGAGCAGGGUUCCACUGUUAAGAAUCCUUCUCACUAAUACCAAAGUACCACGUAGCACCAAGGUACUUGUUGCCAGGGUGAAGGACAAGAUUAACAAGUUUCCUGCCAUCAUGAGCCCGGUGCUGGACUCAGUUGAUGCCAUUUCCUGCACUUGUGAGAAAGUCCUCACGGAGAUGACCAGUGAGCCCAUCACAGGAGAACACUACAACAUUCUAGAGGAACUCAUUGACAUUAACCAGCACCAUCUUAAUGUGAUCGGGGUGGGACACCCUGCUCUGGACACACUGUGCCGGGUCACAUUGGCCAAAGGGCUCCACAGCAAGCUAACCGGCGCUGGUGGUGGAGGUUGUGGCAUCACCCUUCUGAGACCAGAAACCGACUCCUCUGUCGUCCAGGCUACGGUGCAGGACUUGAGAGACUGUGGCUUUGACUGCUGGGAAACAAGUAUUGGCGGUCCGGGUGUCCAGCAGCACUCUCUCCUUUCUGUUAAGGAGGAAGUUCUGGAGAUUUUAAGCCGUUACUGAGACCCGCGUGUGACUGUGACUGAGCAACAGGACUGAUGGGCCGUUUGUCUCUGUGUUGUUGCGUCGCUCAGCUAAUGAAGUGAGCCAAGUGGACCAAAGAAAGUGUCACUCUUAGCAGAGUUGGACCGUGUUUCCUGAAGUGUUAAUCAUAGAUUUUACUGACUGACAGUCCAAUGGUUUUGAUGAACAAUAAGGUGAACAUAAAGAGGAUUUAAUUGUUUUGUGAAGCACUGCGUGAAGUGGUUGCUUGUCAAACAUGCUUGUCUACAACUAUAUGUGUUUAAUACUUUGUCCACUAGAUGGCAUCAAAGUUGCACAAAUGCCUUUUAUGAAACUGGAUUUAUGGUGAGAGACUUUGAUAAAUUGAUUUAUGCCAAAGUGAAGUACUGGCAGGAUUAAUUUAUAGUUUAAUCCAAAUGUUUAAAGCAGGAAGGCCAACCAAUCUUAAUGGAUUAAAUGAUCGUAAUUAAUUGCUCACUCGCGCUGUAACAUGGAGUAUUGUUGGAUAACCUCUGGAAUGAAAUAGCAAGUUUGCCGAAUUAAUUUCACAGGUAAUGAUAAUGGAAGAAAAGUUUGAUAAAUGAAAGUGUUUUUUUUAUUAUUAUUAUUCUUUAACUAAAUCCAAUGACUGUUAUUAAAUCGUUUCCAUUAGUCUUCUCAUUUUUACAAAGAGGUUUAUGAAAGUGACUGCUCUCAUAUUUCUCUGAAUCAUCAACAGUGUUGGUAAGAAUAUGUCUGAAUAAGCUGAGGCCAGGAAGUAAUAAUGUCAUAAAUAGACUCUGAUAGCUAUUUGCUUUUAAUGUAAAAUUUGGCCCUCGCAAUUAUGAUAAUACCCACUGGUGUAAGCUGCUUUUUUGCUGCAGUGCUCUUUUAACGCUGGAAGUGUUUUAAUGUAAAAUGAAGAUAAAACCAAAUAAUUUCCUGUGAUUUAUUAAUUUGAAAUCUCCCUCUCUCUCCCAAAAACAUAAUAAAGUAUCUCUUACGGGUUGGCUAAAAGAAAGAAAAAAAAAAAAACAUAAUUCUGCAAUGCCCUGCGCUGUUCCUGUAUUUCUUCAAUUAAAGCCUGGCUGACUGUG
Messenger RNA from Scatophagus argus, 2494 nucleotides. It is a transcript of the gene mvk, whose product is annotated as mevalonate kinase. The coding region runs from base 225 to 1418 and encodes 397 amino acids. Gene Ontology annotation, cellular component: cytoplasm. Lineage: Eukaryota; Metazoa; Chordata; Actinopteri; Scatophagidae. Gene Ontology annotation, biological process: cholesterol biosynthetic process; isoprenoid biosynthetic process. Gene Ontology annotation, molecular function: mevalonate kinase activity; ATP binding. The transcript is spliced from 11 exons. The record is from RefSeq and is a predicted model, not a curated record.